Molecule: messenger RNA, 4343 nt
Organism: [Torrubiella] hemipterigena
Lineage: Eukaryota; Fungi; Ascomycota; Sordariomycetes; Hypocreales; Clavicipitaceae
Source: the annotation of a GenBank genome assembly
UUUUAAACUUUACGGCUAUGACGGCGCCUCUUUCUUUGUCUGCAUAACGGUUACACUUUGGGAACCUAAAAAAUAAUGGCAAGUUGAACGGAUAGAUAAGGCAGAGGGUAGAAUAUUUUGGUAAAUUUUUUUUAAAACCCCGAACCGUAAUAUAGCUUCUUUUUAAUUCGUUUCCGCCAAGAACAGCCACAGCAGUUCCAGACUGCCCUACGCUGCAGAGGCCAAGCAGACACGCUACAACACCCACGUUGCUGCAUAGGCUGCCACGCACCCAAUCAGAACGGUGCUCACAUGGACGCGGCCAAUAGCAUCGCUGAACAGACUCCCCAGCUUAACUUAAAUUAUUAUUAACCAGGGAUAUAACUACUACACAAGGAGCAUAGGAUAGUGUGAACCUUUCAGAGCAUAUGAAAUUAACACACUAAUUUAUGUAGUUAUUCUGUUUGUUUAAGAAAUUAGCUUAAUUGAGUCUACCGUGGCUAUGCCGUCCAUAAUUUUGCCCUGUAUUUUCCAUACCAAUGGCCGUUGACAGCUUCAUACAAAAGAACAAUGGACCCAGAACUCGACGUGAACGCUACCCUGAACAUCGACUUGCCAGCUGCCAACUGCCAAUUCUGCACCCACACUUUUCAAUUUAGCAUUUUCAUAUUAUUUGCUUUGUUUAUCUUGUAACUUGUCACGUUAAUCAUCCAUUUCUAUAUCAUUUUUCCCAUGAUGUGACAACUCAGCGCAAGCAACCCGGCGUUUGGCCGUCGGCAAAGGUCCGCCUCAUUGGUAUGCGUCUCAUCAUCAGAUGACCUGGGCAAAGCAAAUUUGGUCUUCCACACUUCCAAAUACGUCAAAAACAAAGCCAGGGUACCCCUUGCUUGCCAACAGUAACAAAAAAUGUCAAAAUAUGCAUAAGGCGGACAGCCCGUCAUCAUCACCGCAGCAAUGCCGGUAGGGCUUGGCUAAUGAAUGCCAUUAUGCCCCCAGUCGACUCGUUGUUAUUCUUGGCCUCGUAUGAUGCAUCCCGGGAAUACCUUCUUUUGUCAAGGCAACUACUUUUGCUCCAAAAAAUUGUCGCGUUGUGGGCAGCGGCAUCGAAACCGCAUCGCCGGUACUUCCCAUCACGCCACCAACAUUGCAGUGGCAGACGCGCGACGAAAGGAAAACAAUGUCUCUCUACCAAGGGCACCACUUCAGCCCGCCCGUCCGCUCGAUCGGGGCAAUCAAGGGAAGCAGACCAGAAGUCGUCUCUUGCCCCGAUCCGAUGGAAUCCAACCAGCACCUGGGAUCCUGUUUCACUCCUCUGGUGCCGCCACAGUGUCUAUACCCGAUUCCAUGGCAAAGUGCGCAAACUAGACCUGAUCUAUCACACUUUGUUUUUUUUCCACCAUAGCCAGAGACAAACCCGUAUCGAGCUUCUUGUUGUUUGUCGGCAAUGGGUGAAUGCUGGAAACAUGCAUCGUCCCUCUAACCGAGCCGUAUGACGAGGCCUUCUAGGAUAACAAGUCAUGGGCUUAUUUUUAUUUUUAUUGUAUUAUGCACAACUCCGCCUUCUGGCAUAAGGAGAGCACUAGUGUACAGUACCUGCAGUAUGCAGCUGGUUGAGACGAGGUCCAAGCAAUGUGUUUUGUGCAGAGGUCUCUCCCCGCAGCGGCGCGACUCUGAUAACGUGCAAGGUGCGCGCCGGGCCCAACGUUGGUUGACCCUGCGUUAUGCUACGUGCGAACCACUGCCGCACCAAAGUGAACCCUGCAGGCCUAGUGCAAGACGCCACGAUAUGCCCGCGCUCCUAGCAGAGGGAUUUGCGGGUGAGCGCACACUGCCGGUACAGCAGAACCAGUCCAAGCUUCACGCAACGUGAUCUUUUAACGUGUUUGAACAAAGCUGACUAGAUGCACGGACGCUUCGGCUACACUUUGAGCGGUGACCUACAGUACCGGGCUGUUCCCACCACCGUAGCCGCAACAGUCGCUGUUAGUGUAGAGCCGAAGCAAUAUUUUGUGGCAUCCGAGCGGCUUCCAUCAUGCAAGGGGACAGGGGUUGCAGCGGCGGUCCUCCUGCCACAGACCUGAAUCUGGCCACGGCGUGUUCCCGAGAGAAGCUUGCGACAGGGAGACAAGAAGCAUGGGAAAGGUUGAUUUGUCUCCUCUCAACAUGGGCGUUUUCGCAGACGGGUGUCUUGGGUCGUAGGCUUUACGCUGGGAAAACCAGCGCAGACGGGCUGAGGGAGUGCGCGUUGCAUACCAGUCCAGCGUCGUCUGUUGAGCGCCGCCGAGGCAGGGCAGACGGCAUAACCAAGUAGAGCAGCAACAGCAACAGCAGAACCCAGUUGUGCGCGCCGCACGGCUAUGCACCGAAGCGCCCCAGGGCAAAAACUCGGCCGGACCACCACAUCCUCUGCCUGGAAUGCCGCAAGCGAGUGCGGCCGCCCAUCAGCAAGCACCGGGUCUGCAGCGCCGCCACACAGACGGGCUGGGAUGGGUGGGCUGCCCCACGCCAUGUCUCAAGCGUGUGUUUUUCCAUGUAUACCUUGCCUGCAAAAAGAUGCAGUGUGAGGUUGGUGUCUUGAGACGCUGCUAUAUCUAUGCUUCUGGUCCCUACCUAGCCCUGCUGUGCGACUCUGGAGAUGAUCCCCUUUCCCAUUAAACAUCAACAAACUAAUUAAAGCAGCACUCUACACCAACAUCCACAGCAAAUGGCCACAAGGACCUCGACUUACACGAUGGAGCGCAACAGCAAGCUUGCCGAGAUCAAGCUUGUCACCAAGCACUGCUCCUACGCCAACUACUCAUAUCCCCGUCGCGAUGACGGCACCUUUGUAAACACCAUCCGCACCGUCAACGACAGGACAUCACUGGGCUCGGAAGGCACUGCCCCCGGCUUGAUUGACGACAGAUCCGACUCUGAAGCAUCGCAAGAGGAUGAGGACUACCACGCCAACACUUCUGAACUCUGGGACAGCUUUUGGCAACCGUCUCCCAAACAGGAGCGUUUGCCUACCAAGGUUGAAGCAGACAAGCACUAUCCUGCCCUCAUCCCCCCUCAUCACAACCACACGCGAGAUCGCUCGCAAGACUCUUACGAUGGAUGCAUCCCCUCAUGGCCGCUUCCUGAUUCCCGUCCUGCCCCAAGAGCCCGCAAGCCUGCCGCCUCUUACUCUGCUUUCCCAAGCAACCGUCCUCACUCAAUACAGAAGAGACUCAGCAUCGCCAAGAUUGACGGUGUUCCCGUCCGUCCACCCAGACCUACUGAUCUCAUUCUCGCCCCUUGCCUGAACCAGAGCCCAAUUGUUUCGUCUUUUGCCGCCUCAUAUGGCGCCGUCUCUCCCAUCCUGAGCGUAUCGUGUAACAGCGAAUCCGCCGUUGAGCCUCGCUCCACCAAGUCCCUUGACGGCCGUCCCAAUGACAUCCCGACAAUGGCCAGACGCGCCUCCAUGGUGUUGAUGCGCAAGCCCUCUCUCCACGCGAUCAAGGUUCGCACUCCCCGACAUACCAAGUCGGUGAGCAACUUUGCCUUCCCUCAAACUGAAGUUGAGCCCGUUCCUCCUACUCCCCAGAGCAUCACAUUCAACGAACACCAAUCGUUCUUUGACCAUGACGACUCUGACUGUGAGGACAACUCCAAGAGCUUCCGCUUCCGCUUUCACAAGCGCGGCAGCAGCGAGGCCAAGCCUUCAGAGAAGAUGGACGCGAAGCAAAAGCACAAGCUUCGCAUCCGCGCCGAUACUCUUCCCAACUCUCCCGUGGAAUCUGUAUCCGACGCCGGACACAAGGAGAAGCCCAAGCGUCAAGUUGACGUGUUUGGCCGCAUCCUUGGACGACGCAGCCAUUGAGGGCAAAACUAUACGAACUUUUCACGAUUUUCUUUCUUUCUGCAUAUUCGGCGGCGUUGGGAUCUAUGACUUUUUACGGCCUUUCAACUUUUCACGACAUUAUUUUACUUUCCUUUUCACCAACUCUUUUUUUGUCGGCAUCUUCAUGAUGAGCGGGGAGAUGGCACUUACACACUUGGACCCCAGAACGCGACUUGCUUGCCCGGAAUCCCACAGAACGGCGAGAGUUGCGAAAACAAAGCAUCCAAAGAGGGGUAUCAAAACAAUGGCAGCAUUUCUGACAGUUACGCGACAAUCGCCGAUCGCCGUACUGCCAGACUUGAAGCCAUAGGGAAAAAGGUCAACAGUGGGCGGCCAAGCUGCAUUCCAGGCACAAUGUUGCUACCCACAGCCCUUUGUGUCUGUCUCAACAGAACGCGGGCAGAUGCCUCUACUGUUUUUUUUUUCCUUUUUUAAUUUAUCGUACUUUACAUGUAAAUAGCUUUUUACCAUUUCCGUAUAUAAAACAGAACCAUUUUUUUUC